AACUUGUAUGAGUUAAAAAAUUGGUCUCACCAAGUCUUAAAAUAAAUGACUAAAUAAGUAAAAAUAUUAAUUUCUCAUACAUCAGUUAUAUAACAAUACUAUGUUGUGUAAGUAAUGCAGAUAAAUAAGGAAAGAUAAGCUAACUUAAAUCAAAAUUUGAUAACUAUGCAGGAGUAAAGACUUGAACAAAAUAUUGAUUAAGAAAAAUUAAAUGACUUAUGAAAGUUCAAAAAGACACAGAAAAAAAAUUGAAUAGCCGUGAGCUCAUACUAUUAUCCAGUUAUAGUUAUCCAUAUCAUAAACAGGGGGAGAAACAAUAUUUAAUAAUCAUUCAAAUCAAGAAAUACCCGAUGUCCCAAAUUAAAUUUUAAUCAAACAAAUGAAAACAUACCAGCCAAAUCAACAAAACGAUAAAACACUUCACUUAAAAAUCAAUAGACUUAAACUUGAGAUUUUCAUCAGAGGGUAAGUGUACCUAAAGCUGUGUUCUUUACGGUUGCUAGAGUGCAGGACGACAAUCACCGCUUGCUGAAAAUAAAAAAGAACUAAAUCAAAUGACACAACCCAAAAAAAACAUAAUUAAAAACGCACGCUAAAAAGACGGAAAAAUAACCAGCAAGAACUUGUAAAACCUGAGAAGGUUUAAACAAAAGGAAUUUGGAGCAGUGCAACACUUCUUAGCCACCUAAAAUUUAAUCAAAUUGCUAUAUCAGAACCAUCAUAAACGUAAGAGGCAACCAAAUUGAUAUAUCAAAAUAAAACGCAGCUUAUAAUUUGGAGAACCUAAAAUUUAAUCGAACUACUAUAUAAGAACCAUCAUAAACAUAAGAGCCAACCAAAUUGAUAUAUGAGAAUACAACAUAGCUUAUAAUUUGGACAACCUAAAAUUUAAUCCAAUUAAAACAUGACAAAUGAACAGAUAAAGAUGCUCCCAAAAGACCGAACAACUGAUGACAACUUUAAGAUUAACCACGUAACAAACUAAACCUCACCCUCGACUGAAAACAGACGGUGCACCAGCCAAGUUACCGUCUCCUCUACACAAACAAAACCUGCAAAACCAAUCAUGAACCAAAAAAUUAAAAUAAAAAACAAAUUAUAUACCAUAAGCCUGAAAAACGCUGAGAAAGGAAAUUCCAGAAAGAGAAAACAGAUGGAAGGCAAAGACUCUUCAAUUUUAGACCCAAAAAAAACAACAUACCAGUUUCAUUGUCUCUUGUUCAAUAUGUAGACAAAUCGCUGGGUUCAACAGCCCAUAAUUAGCAAAACCAAACAAAACCCCAAAUUGAUUUUUAAAAAAUAAUAACAAUAGAAAACAUUCCACCCUGUUCGUAUCCUGCAUCUCUUCUAUAACACUAUAACUGUUUCCAUCGGAGACCACAUAAAAACCUCCAAAUUCAAUUUAACCAGCCAUGAAAAUCCAUAAGCGAAACUGGGUUUAAAAAUUCACCCAAAUAAAGAUUCAACUUUUGUAUACUUACGAAUCUAUCAAAAUCAAACUUUUCAGUAUAAAACAAAAGAAAAAUCAAAAGUUGGAAACCCUGAAUAAACGAAUCAAAAGAAAAAUCAAAAGUUGAAAACUUUUCAGUGUAUACUUUUCCACCGGGUUUUAGUAUAUAAAUAAUGUUCUAGCUGCUAGCGUGUCGUCGGUUCAUCCUCAAAAUCUCACCCACUCUCCUAAGCACCCAUUAGAAAAAACUCACAACGAUUCGAUCAACCGAAAGAAAUACCAUAUCAAAUUCUUGAAACGCAGUUGUGGAUUUACCCGCCAUUGUUGCAAAAAAGCUUCAGCUUCCUCCUCAUAAGAUGGAAAAUUGAAGAAGUUCAUGAGUUUCGUAAAUUGGGAAAGUGAUUGUUAGGUAUCAUUAAUUGGUGAAGGAAAAUGAACCGUGAUAAGUUCACCCACAAGACCAAUGAGACCAGUGAGAGUGAUUCUGGGGAUGAUUCUGAGGAUACUACAUUGAAGACAUUGAAGACUUAUGGACGGGACCUUGUUAAUCAGGCUGGGAAACUUGACCCGGUUAUUGGCCGUGACGAGGAGAUAAAGAGAGUGGAGACGAUUCUUUCGAGGAGGACUAAGAACAACCCUGUUCUAAUUGGAGAGCCGGGAGUUGGGAAGACUGCUGUGGUUGAAGGGCUGGCUCAGAGGAUAGUUGGUGGGGAUGUCUCUAGUAAUCUGGCUGAUGUGAGGCUCAUUGCAUUGGAUAUGGGAGCUUUGGUGGCCGGGGCCACGCAUCAAGGGGAGUUUGAGGAGCGGUUAAAGGCGGUUUUGAAGGAAGUGGAAGAGGCUAAGGGGAAGGUUAUUCUGUUUAUUGAUGAAAUUCACCUUGUUCUUGGCGCCGGAAGGACAGAGGGAUCCAUGGAUGCGGCCAACCUGUUCAAGCCAAUGCUCGCACGGGGGCAACUUCGGUGCAUUGGCGCAACAACUCUUGAGGAGUACAGAAAAUAUGUAGAGAAGGAUGCUGCAUUUGAGAGAAGGUUCCAGCAGGUUUAUGUGGCGGAGCCUAGUGUUCCGGAUACAAUUAGCAUCCUUCGAGGUUUGAAAGAGAAGUAUGAGGGUCAUCAUGGUGUUUGGAUUCUGGACAAAGCUCUUGUUGUUGCUGCACAUCUUUCGAGUCGAUACAUCACAGGCCGACAUCUCCCUGACAAGGCGAUUGAUCUAGUUGACGAAGCUUGUGCGAAUGUGAGAGUCCAACUUGACAGCCAACCUGAAGAAAUCAAUAACCUCAAAAGGAAGAGGAUGCAGCUGGAAAUUGAGCUUCAUGCACUUGAGAGAGAAAAUGACAAAGCUAGCAAAGCUCGUCUUGUCGAGGUGCGAAAAGAGCUUGAUGAACUGAGAGACAAGCUUCAACCACUGGUGAUGAAGUACGGAAAGAAGAAGGAAAGGGUUGAUGAGCUUCGAAAGCUUAAGCAGAAGCGUGAAGAGGCUUUGGUAGCUUUAGCAGAGGUCAAAAGAAUAUAUGAUUUGGCUAGGGCUGCUGACUUGCGUUAUGGCACUAUUCCGGAAGUGGAAACCAUCAUUGCGAAGCUUGAAGGUAGUACCGACGAAAACUUGAUUUUGACAGAGACGGUUGGACCAGAACAAAUUGCAGAGGUGGUAAGCCGUUGGACUGGCAUACCUGUCACACGGCUUGGCCAGAAUGACAAAGAAAGGUUAAUUGGACUUGCGGAAAGGUUGCAUAAGAGAGUAGUGGGGCAAGACCAGGCGGUUGAUGCUGUCGCCGAGGCAGUUUUAAGGUCAAGAGCAGGGCUAGGAAGGCCACAACAACCUACUGGUUCAUUCCUCUUCUUGGGCCCAACUGGUGUCGGUAAAACUGAGCUUGCGAAGGCGCUUGCUGAACAACUUUUUGAUGACGAGAAUCUGAUUGUCAGAAUUGACAUGUCCGAGUAUAUGGAACAACAUUCUGUCUCGCGCUUAAUUGGCGCUCCCCCUGGGUAUAUUGGUCACGAUGAAGGCGGGCAACUCACGGAGGCCGUGAGGCGGAGGCCUUACAGUGUUGUAUUGUUUGAUGAAGUGGAGAAGGCUCACACCGCUGUUUUCAACACACUCCUGCAAGUCCUGGAUGAUGGAAGACUAACCGAUGGACAAGGCCGGACAGUUGAUUUCAGAAACACGGUGAUCAUCAUGACUUCAAACUUGGGUGCAGAACAUCUCCUCGCCGGUUUGAUGGGCAAGUGUUCGAUGCAGGUUGCUCGAGAUAAAGUUAUGCAAGAGGUGAGAAAGCACUUUAGGCCGGAGCUGCUGAAUCGUCUCGAUGAGAUUGUUGUAUUCGAUCCUCUUUCUCACGACCAACUGAGGAAGGUUGCCAGAUUGCAAAUGAAGGAUAUUGCAGCCCGACUGGCUGAGAGGGGCAUCGCUAUGGCAGUCACCGAUGCGGCGUUGGAAUACAUUCUGGGCGAGAGUUAUGAUCCCGUUUACGGUGCCAGACCAAUUCGGAGAUGGCUCGAGAAGAAGGUGGUGACGGAGUUGUCGCGGAUGCUUGUGCGAGAAGAAAUAGAUGAAAACUCGACUGUGUUCAUAGAAACAGCGCCAACCGGAAGCGGGCUGGUGUAUAGGGUUGAGAAGAACGGAGGGCUUGUGGAUGCGGCGAUGGGGCAGAAGUCGGAUGUGAUGUCGAUCAGGCUGUGAAGAAGAUGAAGAUUGAGGAAAUGGAUGAAGAUCUUGACAUGGAUGAGUAAAAUAGGUUGUCAACUUGUAAGGAAACUCUUCUGUUUUCUGCAACGUGUCUGUAAUGCUGUUCCAACUGUUUUAACUGUGUUUUUUGAGUCUUAUUUCUCUUGUACGGGGUUGCUUUGUAUAAUUAAAAGUCCUUUGUAAUA
Messenger RNA from Pyrus x bretschneideri (Chinese white pear), 4320 nucleotides. RefSeq names its product chaperone protein ClpB1. Gene Ontology annotation, biological process: cellular response to heat. Lineage: Eukaryota; Viridiplantae; Streptophyta; Magnoliopsida; Rosales; Rosaceae. Gene Ontology annotation, molecular function: ATP hydrolysis activity; ATP binding. Gene Ontology annotation, cellular component: cytoplasm. The transcript has 8 exons. The coding region runs from base 1883 to 4129 and encodes 748 amino acids. The record is from RefSeq and is a predicted model, not a curated record.